Messenger RNA from Dipodomys spectabilis (banner-tailed kangaroo rat), 2822 nucleotides. It is a transcript of the gene Foxm1, whose product is annotated as forkhead box M1. Gene Ontology annotation, molecular function: sequence-specific DNA binding; DNA-binding transcription factor activity. The coding region runs from base 72 to 2276 and encodes 734 amino acids. Gene Ontology annotation, biological process: G2/M transition of mitotic cell cycle; regulation of DNA-templated transcription. The record is from RefSeq and is a predicted model, not a curated record. The transcript is spliced from 9 exons. NCBI's taxonomy places the organism in Eukaryota, Metazoa, Chordata, Mammalia, Rodentia, Heteromyidae.
CGCCAGCCCGCCCCGCCGCGGCCACAGGCACAUGCUCGCGAUCACAUGGAGAGUGAAAGCGCAGACUCACCAUGAAAACCAGCCCCCGGCGGCCACUGAUUCUCAAAAGACGGAGGCUGCCCCUUCCUGUCCAGAAUGCCCCAGCAGAGGCAGCAAAGGAGGAGCCCAAGGGGCCCCCUGCCCGACAGGAGGACCCCCCUCCUGCGGGAGCCCCGGCCUCCGCGGGGUCAACAGAGUCCAGCUCCUGCAAGUUCCCAGCGGGAAUUAAGAUCAUUAACCACCCCACCAUGCCCAACACGCAAGUGGUGGCCGUCCCCAGCAACGCCGACGUGCAGAGUAUCAUCACCGCUCUGACGGCCAAGGGAAAGGAGAGCGGCAGCAGCGGGCCCAACAAAUUCAUCCUCAUCAGCUGCGGGCGGGCGCCCCAGCCUCAGGCCCGAGCCCAGGGUGACCCCAGGAGGACAGACGGCGGGCCCCAGACAGCCGACCCGAAGCCUGCUGCCAGGAACGUAAACGCAAGCCAGUCGCCCACAGCCGCUCCGAGGCUGGGGGCCGAGAGCUGUGCUGGCGGUGAGGCGGCGGGCUGCGUUCUGGACAGCAGCCUGACCAACAUCCAGUGGCUUGGGAAAAUGAGCUCGGAUGGGCUGGGCCCCUGUGACGUGAAGCAAGAGGCGGAGGACAAGGAGAACUUCCCGCCGGAGCAGAAUCACAUCAAGGUGGAGGAGCCGUCGGGAGCGCCGGCAUCCUGGCAGGACUCUGUGUCUGAACGGCCACCCUACUCCUACAUGGCUAUGAUCCAAUUCGCCAUCAACAGCACCGAGCGGAAGCGCAUGACCUUGAAGGACAUCUACACUUGGAUCGAGGACCACUUCCCCUACUUCAAGCACAUUGCCAAGCCGGGCUGGAAGAAUUCUAUCCGGCACAACCUCUCCCUCCACGACAUGUUUGUCCGGGAGACGUCAGGCAAUGGCAAGGUCUCUUUCUGGACCAUUCACCCCAGUGCCAACCGCUACCUGACGCUGGACCAGGUGUUCAAGCCAGUGGACGCGGGAUCUCCACCGUCACCGCGGGCCCUGGAGUCACAGCAGAAGCGGCCCACCCCGGAGCUCCGCCGCAACACCGUCAUCAACGCCGAACUCCCGCUGGGCGCACGGCGGAAGAUGAAGCCGCUGCUGCCACGCGUCAGCUCCUACCUGGUCCCCAUCCAGUUCCCCGUGAGCCAGCCGCUGGUGCUGCAGCCCUCGGCCAAGGCGCCCCUGCCCCUGGCGGCCUCGCUCGUGGGCUCGGAGCUGGCUCACCACGGCAAGCGCGUGCGCAUCGCCCCCAAGGGUCUGCUGACCGACGAAGGCGUCGCCCCUCUGCCCGCGGCCGGCCCCGUGAAGGAGGAGCCCCUGCUUGGGGAGGGAUCGCUGCUGCCCUUGCUGCCCGUCCGGUCCAUCAAGGAGGAGGAGAGCCAGCCCGAGGACGACGCGGCCCUCCCCACGAGACCCAUCAAGGUGGAGAGCCCCCCGCUGGAGGAGUGCCCCUCCCCCUGCCUGUCCCCCCGCGAGGACUCGUCCUGCUCCCCCACGCCGCGCCGCCGGAAGCCCUGCGGCGGCCUCUGCUCCCCAGCCCGCUGCGUGUCCGAGAUGCUGCUCCUGCAGCGCAGGGAGCGCAGGGAGAUGAGCCGCUCGCGCAGGAAGCAGCACCUGCGCCCGCCCCGCCUGGACGAGCCCGAGCUGCUGCUCUCCGACGCCCCGCUCCUGGCCGACGCCUCCGAGCCCGAGGAAGGCGGGCCCUUCAAGACGCCCGUCAAGGACACGCUGCCCGCCUCCUCCACCCCCAGCAAGUCCGUCCUGCCCAGAACCCCCGAGUCCUGGAGGCUCACCCCCCCGGCCAAAGUGGGGCCCCUAGACUUCAGCCCGGUGCGCGCGCCGCCCGGGGCCUUCACGCUGCCCGAGCCGCUCACGCUGCCCGGGCUCAGCACCACGCCGCUCAAGAAUGUACCCCUGUUCGACUCCCCCCGGGAGCUGCUCAAUGCUGAGCCCUUCCACCUCAGCUCCGACCCCUUCGGGAGCUCCUGCCCCUCCGACCUUGAGGCCCCCAAGCCGGGCUCCCCGGACCCGCAGGGCCCCGGCCCGUCGGCCAACCGGUCCCUCACGGAAGGCCUGGUCCUGGACACCAUGAACGACAGCCUGAGCAAGAUCCUGCUGGACAUCAGCUUCCCCGGCCUGGAGGACGACCCGCUGGGCCCCGACAGCAUCAACUGGUCUCAGUUCAUCCCCGAGCUGCGGUAGAGGCUGGGCCUCCGCCGCCGGGCCUCCGGGCUGGGCGCGCGCAUGUGCGUGUGCAACCCCGGGCCUCUGCCGGGAGCAAGGCGGGCACGAGCCACGUCGCACACCCAGGCGGUGGCCGCUGCGGGCAGCAGCGCCUGCCCGGAGAACCUUCACGGCUCUGCGCCCCCCAGCCCCCCCCCCCCGCCCCACGCUUUGUGGGGUGCCUCCUGUCAAUGGUGUAAAUCCUCCAGAUCCUCCUCUAGUUACACACGGGAGCUCAUCCUGGGGAUCAUUACCCACAGGCUGCUGGGAGGAGGAAGGGGGGCAUCUGCUGGGUACAGGGUGCUCAGGCCUGAGGCACCCCAGGGUGGGGGGGCUCCCUGCUUUUUGGGGUUCCCCUCCCCUGUCCUCCCUCCCCAGGCCAGGUAACGGGAUCUCUGGUACUGGGUGAAGAGUUGAAUUUGGGGGUGAGGGGACCCAGAUCCCCCCCACCACGUGUCUCUCCGAUCAUGCCCCUGAUGGUGCCAGGGAGACCCAGCACUGAAGAGAAGGCGGCCGGAGGUGGGA